AUGUACACUGAUCAUCAGGGCACAGAUGAUUAGUGUGCCCUGAUGAUCAGUGUAGCCCCAGAAGUGCCACCUGUCAGUGUCCAUCAGUGCCACAUAUCAGUGCAUUCCAGUGCACAUCAAUGCCACAUAUCAGUGCCCAUCUGAGCUGCCCUUCAAUGUCACCCAUCAGUGCCAUCAGUGCCGCCUAACAGUGCCAGUCAGUGCCGCCUAACAGUGCCAUAUAUCAGUAUCAUGUAUCAGUGCUGCCUUUCAGUGCCCAUCGGUGAUGCCAGUCAAUGCCCAUCAGUGCAACCUACCAGUGCCUCCUCAUCAGUGCCACCUAUCAGUGUCCAUCAGUGCAGCCUAUCAGUGCCCAUCACUGCAGCCUCAUUAGCGCACAUCAGU
This is a messenger RNA of Staurois parvus, 384 nucleotides long. The record is from the annotation of a GenBank genome assembly. NCBI's taxonomy places the organism in Eukaryota, Metazoa, Chordata, Amphibia, Anura, Ranidae.